Messenger RNA from Haemorhous mexicanus (house finch), 1509 nucleotides. It is a transcript of the gene HNRNPUL1, whose product is annotated as heterogeneous nuclear ribonucleoprotein U like 1. The annotation marks the transcript as partial. Gene Ontology annotation, molecular function: protein binding. The record is from RefSeq and is a predicted model, not a curated record. NCBI's taxonomy places the organism in Eukaryota, Metazoa, Chordata, Aves, Passeriformes, Fringillidae. The transcript has 12 exons.
AUGAAGGGGCCAGGGCCACCACUACGGCGUGAGGCAGGGCCGGGUCUGCUACGAGAUGAAGGGACAUGGGACAGGGACAGGUACAGCGGGUACCCGCUGACCAUCGAGGGCUUCGCCUACCUCUGGUCUGGGGCCAGGGCCACCUACGGCGUGAGGCAGGGCCGGGUCUGCUACGAGAUGAAGGUGCUGGAGGAGAUCUCGGUGCAGCACCUGCCGUCCUCAGAGCCCGACCCGCACGUGGUGAGAGUGGGCUGGUCCCUGGACUCCUGCAGCACCCAGCUGGGGGAGGAGCCCUUCUCCUACGGCUACGGCGGCACCGGCCGCAAAUCCACCGACGGAAAGUUCCAGAGCUACGGAGCCACCUUCGGAGAGAGCGACGUCAUCGGCUGCCUGGCGGAUUUCGAGGCGGGCGAGGCGGUGGAGCUGUCCUUCCUGAAGAACGGGCGCUGGCAGGGCGUGGCGUUCCGCGUGCCCAAGGCGGCGCUGGCCGGCCGGGCGCUGUUCCCGCACGUGCUGGUGAAGAACUGCGCCGUGGAGUUCAACUUCGGGCAGCGGCCGCAGCCCCUGCGCGCCCUCCCGCCCGGCUUCCAGCUCAUCCAGAACAUUCCGCUGCCAGACCGGCUCCGGGGCACCCUGGGACCCAAGAGCAAGGCCGAGUGUGAGAUCCUGAUGAUGGUGGGGCUGCCGGCGGCGGGGAAGACGACGUGGGCGCUGAAGCACGCGGCCGCCAACCCCGGCAAGAAAUACAACAUCCUGGGGACAAAUGCCAUCAUGGACAAGAUGAGGGUGAUGGGUCUCAGGAGGCAGAGGAACUACGCGGGGCGCUGGGACGUGCUGAUCCAGCAGGCCACGCAGUGCCUGAACCGCCUGAUCCAGAUCGCAGCCAGGAAACGCCGCAACUACAUCCUGGACCAGACGAACGUGUACGGCUCGGCGCAGCGGCGGAAGCUGCGGCCCUUCGCGGGGUUCCAGCGCCGGGCGGUCGUGGUGUGCCCCACGGACGGCGAGCUGCGCCGGCGCACCGCCCUGCGCACCCUGCAGGAGGGCAAGGACGUGCCCGAGCACGCCGUGCUCCAGAUGAAGGCCAACUUCACGCUGCCGGAGGCGGGCGAGUUCCUGGACUCGGUGCAGUUCGUGGAGCUGCAGCGGGAGGAGGCGGCGGCGCUCGUGCGCCGCUACAACCACGAGGGGCGCAGCGCCGCCGGCACCGGCACCGGCACCGGGAGCGGGACUGGAACUGGGAUUGGAACGGGAACCGGCACCGGGAGCGGGACCGGCACCGGGAGUGCCCGGGGGGAGCGGCCGGAGCGCGGCCGCCCUUCCGGAACCUUCCAGGGCCGCGGCUCCCGGGGCUUCCCGGGGCACCGGGGGUUCCGCGGGGCGGGGAGCGGAACGGGUUUCCCCCCCGGGGGUUUCCCCCCCCCCUCGCUGGGCCGGCGCCCCUCCCCCCCCCCCCCCGGCGGGAGCCCCCCCUGCGCCCGCCCCUCCCCCACGGCGGCCUACGGACAG